Messenger RNA from Acytostelium subglobosum LB1, 267 nucleotides. RefSeq lists its product as hypothetical. The record is from RefSeq and is a predicted model, not a curated record. Lineage: Eukaryota; Evosea; Eumycetozoa; Acytosteliales; Acytosteliaceae. Bases 1 to 267 code for a protein of 88 amino acids. The transcript has 3 exons.
AUGUCCACUCAAUUGUUUGCCGAAGUCCAGAAGGGUGCCCCAUUGAAGCACACCGACACCGUUGACAAGUCCGCCCCACUCGUCGAGCCAGGCGUCACCAUCAAGCAGAACCAGCACGGAGCCCUCCUCAACGAGAUCUCUGCCGACCACAAGCUCGCCCACGCUGAGACCGUUGACAAGUCCGCCCCAGUCAUUGAUUCAAGUGUCCACAUUAAGGAGAACAACAGAGCCUCCCUCUUGAGCGACAUCAAGGCCAAGGGACAGUAA